AAAAGUAAAUAAAUAAAUAAAUAAAACCAAAAUAAAAAAAAUAUAAAUACAUUUCUUGAGAUUGACAAGCAGAUCCCUCCCCCACCGAAAGAAAUUAAUAAAUUCACCAUAUACCCCAUCUGCAUAAAACCCUUAGAGAAUUCACCAUCCUUUUCGGGAUGAUGAUGAUGAUGAUUUAUUACUUUUAAUUUUAUUUAUUUAUUUAUUUUUCAUUUCUUUGGCUUUGCGAGCGGAAAGUAAUUCAAAGAAGGACGUCAACAAGAAGAACCGGGCGAAGAAGAAGAAGGAAAGCACCAAGAAAUUAAGGAAAAAGGAUUGGAAUUAUUACAAACAAAGAGUCUGUCUGGCCUAUAUGCUGGGGGACUCGAGCAGUACAGCUUUGGGCAGCUCCUCCGGCGAUGCUUCGGCCGCAGCGGCAGAAGCACCGCCUACGGAGACUGCCCAUGACGGCGGCGGCAGCGGUGGCGGCGGCGAAGAUGAGAGAAUAAGAGGUGAAGAAUUAGGCGACCGGAGUUUCGGCGGAAACAGGUGGCCUCGGCAGGAAACUAUAUCGCUUUUGAAGAUACGCUCAGAUAUGGAUGUAGCUUUCCGAGAUGCAAGUGUUAAAGGUCCAUUGUGGGAAGAAGUUUCCAGGAAGCUAGCGGAGCUUGGUUAUCAUCGAAGCGCCAAGAAAUGUAAAGAGAAAUUCGAGAACGUGUACAAGUACCACAAGCGAACUAAAGAAGGCCGGUCCGGCAAAGCCGACGGCAAAACCUAUCGGUUUUUCGACCAAUUGCAAGCUCUCGAGAAUCAACCCUCGCCAUACUCAUUACCGCCGCCGCCGCCGCCGCCGCAGCCCGCGGCCGCAGCUGCCACAACGACGCAGCCGAAAGCUCAAGCACCUGCAAUGCAGGCGGCGACGACAACGACGAUAGCAACAGCGACCCCGGCAAUGUCCGUUAGUAUUUCGCCAUUACACAACAGUACUGUUCCAUCAGUAAGUAAUACGACUGCUACUAAUAUAUCUUCUCAAGGCACAAUGAACCUCACAUUCCCAUCACCUCCUUUCCAAGCUGCACCAACAAACCCUACCAUCAAUUUCCCAACUCCACCACCAGUGCAAGGCACCGCUCCGACCCCGACACCGCCGCCGCCAUUCCACAGGAUCUCGGCUGAUCUCAUGUCGGAGUACUCCACGUCAUCGUCGACAUCCUCGGAUGAAGAGCUCGAGGAAGGAGGCGGGAGGAGGAAGAGGAAGAGGAAGUGGAAGGACUUCUUCGAGAGAUUAAUGAAAGAAGUGAUCCAUCGGCAGGAGGAAUUACAGAAAAGGUUCUUGGAAGCCAUUGAGAAGAGAGAACACGACAGAAUGGUGAGGGAAGAGGCAUGGAGAAUGCAAGAGAUGACGAGGAUCAACCGGGAACGCGAGAUUCUCGCGCAGGAGCGGUCCAUGGCCGCCGCAAAAGACGCUGCGGUCAUGGCAUUCUUGCAGAAGAUCUCCGAUCAGCAGAAUAUUCCCAAUAUUUCGAUACCAAACCCGACGCCAACUCCGACUCCGGCUCCUCCUCCUCCUCCUCCGAGUUCAGGUCAAAACAAUACUACUUCUAUUACUCCAGUAAUAUCGAUUCAAACACUGCAGCCGUCAGCACCAGCACCAGCAGUACUAAUACCUGCUCCUACUCCAGUUGCUCCGGUUUCGGUGUCAGCACCGAUGUCGCAAUUAGCGACCAUCGACGUCCCGAAACCGGACAACAACAACAACAAUAAUAAUGCGUUGGCCACGACCACGCCCAUGACGGCGGGGAUGGGCGGUGCGAGUUCAUCGCGGUGGCCGAAGGUGGAGGUACACGCGCUGAUAAAGCUGCGGACGGAUCUGGACGCAAAGUACCAGGACAAUGGGCCGAAAGGGCCGCUUUGGGAGGAGAUAUCGGAGGCGAUGAAGCGGGUGGGUUACAACCGGAGCGCGAAGAGGUGCAAGGAAAAGUGGGAGAACAUAAACAAGUACUUCAAGAAAGUGAAAGAGAGCAACAAGAGAAGGCCUGAGGAUUCCAAGACUUGUCCCUACUUUCACCAGUUGGACGCCUUGUACAGAGAGAAGAGCAUGAAAUUCGACCCCACCAUCAGUUCCACUACCACCACCAACGACAAUAUCAUGAGUACGGCUACUGCUCAUCAUCAUCAUCAGCAUCAGCUUCAUCAGUUCGGGAAGUCCGAGAUCAACGUCGUGCCGCUUAUGGUGCAGCCCGAGCAGCAGUGGCCGCCUCCGCCGCAGCAGCCGGGGAGUUCUAAUCAGCACGAGUCGGCGGAGAGCGAUCAGCCGAUGGACCGGAACGAGGAGGAAGAUGAGGAAGAUGACGACGAGGACGAGGACGAGGACGAUGAAGGCGGAGAUAACUACGAAUUGGUCGCCAACAAGCCGAAUUCUGUGAGUAAUGUUUCAGCUGAGUGAGUGAGAAGAUUGAUAAUGAAGAAGAAGAAGAUGAUGAUGAUUGACGAAGAAAUUGAGUGAGAAGAAUGGCCAAGUCAUAAUUUUCCGGCGGAUCAUAGAACAUGAAGUUGAGGUACUGCUGUAAACGACAUGGAAAAAAAAUUAUACGGCAAAGAUAUUCAAAAAAAAAAUGGAAUACAUGGGUUUGGG
This is a messenger RNA of Morus notabilis, 2614 nucleotides long. Its product is annotated as trihelix transcription factor GT-2. NCBI's taxonomy places the organism in Eukaryota, Viridiplantae, Streptophyta, Magnoliopsida, Rosales, Moraceae. The transcript has 2 exons. The coding region runs from base 353 to 2425 and encodes 690 amino acids. The record is from RefSeq and is a predicted model, not a curated record.